Messenger RNA from Chrysochloris asiatica (Cape golden mole), 363 nucleotides. Its product is annotated as keratin-associated protein 12-1-like. The coding region runs from base 1 to 363 and encodes 120 amino acids. The transcript has a single exon. Lineage: Eukaryota; Metazoa; Chordata; Mammalia; Afrosoricida; Chrysochloridae. The record is from RefSeq and is a predicted model, not a curated record.
AUGAGUUCCAGCUGCAGCCCAGCGUCCUCCUGUGUGACCCUGCUGUGCCAGCCCAUGUCCAGCCAGUCACCUUGUGGGGCUGCCAGCUGCUCUUCUGGUGGCUCCCAGUGUCUGUGCUGCCCCUCUUCCUGCAGCUUGGCUUGCUGUGUGCCUAGCUCCUGCCAGGCAGCCAGCUGUGUACCUGUGAGCUGCAAGCCCACUGUGUGUGUGCCCAUGAGCUGCAAGCCCACUGUGUGCAUGCCCAUGAGCUUCAAGCCAGUCCUGUGCAUGGCCCCUAGCUGCCAGUCUUCUUCCUGCUGUCAACCCUCUUGCUCCACCCUUGUCUGCACACCUGUCACCUGUGGCACCCCUGCCUGCUGCUGA